CAUGAUGAGCUAACCCACCAUGCUCUUCAUCUAGCUGCCUAUCGAUGUAUAUUUGUUGAAAUAUCGCACUGAUUUGACACGUUAAUUAAACGUUUUAUAUUUCGUUUAUUCGUUUUUUUUAUUUUGUAUACAUGUCAAGUGGUUGUCUUUGUUAGUUGCUAGCUCGCUAGCUAGGUUAGAAAAAUAGUUCUCUAGUCAAAAAUCUCUCCCUUGUCUUUUUAUUCUCUCGAAACGUCAAGAUGGUCAAGGUGAAAAUAUUAUUCAUUGGACCAAACGAGUGUGGAAAAACAGCAUUGGCCAAUUUUCUCUCUGACACGACGGAAUCAAUUGGAGCUGAUUAUUACAGCCCAACACAAGGCGUAAGGAUACUUGAGUUUGAAUCACACAGUUUAUCUAAUGGCAACAAAAAUUCAGCAUGUGAAGUGGAACUAUGGGAUUGUGCAGGAGAUUUCAAGUUUGAAUCAUGCUGGCCAGCUUUAAUGAAAGACUCCAAUGGGGUAGUUAUUGUAUUUAACCCAGAUGUGCCCAGUCAUCUAAAGGAAAUCGAGACCUGGCACAAUACAUUCAUCUCCUCACAGGGACUACUGGAGGCCCAGUGUCUGCUCAUUGCACAUCAUAAACCAGGGAGCGGGGCUGACACUACCCAUCCACCAUUAGCCCCACAGUUAAACAAGCUGCCUCUCAUUCACUCAAACCUUGAGGAAGACCCUGAAGAUGUCCGACAGAAGUUCCACAAAUACUUGGGAAAUGUUAUGCGGAUGCUAUCAGAAAAACAGGAGCGUGAAGAGAUGUCAAUUAUUACAUAAAUUUUUUGUAUAUGCCAAGAUAAAUCUAUAUCCCCACAUAA
Molecule: messenger RNA, 847 nt
Organism: Ctenopharyngodon idella (grass carp)
Lineage: Eukaryota; Metazoa; Chordata; Actinopteri; Cypriniformes; Xenocyprididae
Gene: ift22
Product: intraflagellar transport 22 homolog (Chlamydomonas)
Exons: 5
Coding region: 240-806 (188 amino acids)
Biological process (GO): intracellular protein transport
Cellular component (GO): endomembrane system
Molecular function (GO): GTPase activity
Source: RefSeq, a predicted model, not a curated record